Rhincodon typus (whale shark) is the source of this 3800-nucleotide messenger RNA. Its product is annotated as angiopoietin-2-like. Bases 803 to 2194 code for a protein of 463 amino acids. Gene Ontology annotation, molecular function: receptor tyrosine kinase binding. The transcript is spliced from 9 exons. The record is from RefSeq and is a predicted model, not a curated record. Lineage: Eukaryota; Metazoa; Chordata; Chondrichthyes; Orectolobiformes; Rhincodontidae. Gene Ontology annotation, biological process: Tie signaling pathway.
GGUCACUACUCUACAUAUCGAUAAUUUUCAACAUACCUGAAAAUCUACAGAGCUAUUUUAUUCGAGUGAAGCAGUGAAGCUACAAGGAAAAUAUAUACUUACCACUCGCUAUGAAACUUGAGCAAAGUAUAUUAAACUUUUCCAUUGUGAAGAAAGCAUUUGAGCAGCUGCACAGUUAAACCCAAUAAGGUGAUGGAAGUUUGUUCAGAAUUUCACUGAUGCUUGAUUUACUGCCUCGACUUUGAAAGCAGUGUGGGCUGGACAAUGGAAUAAAAUGUCCCUUGUUAUCGGAAUGGUGCACUAAGAUAAACUUUCAGACGCUGAGACAAAAGCUACUGCAGGGAGCAGACCGUGUGCUAAUCACGCAUUCUUGUGGUAAAAUCAGAUGCUGAGAUAUAACCACUGACUCAUAACCUUCUAACACCACAUAUCUCGAUCCAUGCAUUGGCUUCAGUCCAACCCGAAGUUGGAGAGAGCCUUACCAUCAGGAGCAACUGAACUUUUCCUGCAUUUGUCAGUGCAACGUGGGCUGUGAGACAUAGGAAGCAAUUCAGAGCCUUAUCAUUGAGUCACAGAAGGAAAACAAACUCUUGGCAACAUUACAUAAAGCCAGUGAACUGUCAGAAUAACUGUCAGGAGAAGCAGUAACUCUUUUUAUCCCGAAUGCAUGACCAAGUAAUUGAAUAGUCAAAGAACCAGAGACAGAAGAGAAGUUGGUUACAGACUGGAAUCUUUUCCUAUUCUUUCCCCUGCAACAUACUCAGUUUUAUGAAGAGUUCAGUUGCAGUUGGAAGCCUUCAGAAUGCUAUCGAGCUAUUUGUCAUUUGUGAGUUGUGUUUGUGUUUUCCUGGCUGUGUCAGGGUACAGCUCUUACAAUAAAGCCACAGACAAUUCAGAUAAGCACCAUCAUCGGAUUCAGCAUGGGCCGUGCAGCUACACAUUUCUCCUUCCAGAGAUCGAGAACUGCCAACCUACCACAGAUUACCACAUGUCCAAUUCACUCCAGGGAGACGCUCCUCCAGUAGUGGAGCCCAACUGGUCUCUACAGCGGCUGCAGCAACUUGAAGGCAUCUUGGAAAACAACACGCAGUGGCUGCAAAAGCUUGAAAAUUAUAUUCAGGACAGCGUGAAGACUGAGAUAGUGGAGAUCCAGCGAAAUGCGGUGCAGAACCAAACUGCAGCCAUGUUGGAAAUAGGAACUAAUCUCCUGACUCAAACUGCAGAACAAACUCGCAAGCUCACCGAUGUGGAAACACAGGUUCUGAAUCAAACAUCACGGCUUGAAAUCCAGCUGCUGGAGAAUUCGCUUUCAACAAACAAACUGGAGAAACAAAUCAUGGUGCAGACGCAGGAAAUUACCAAACUCCAUGAAAAGAACAGCUUUCUAGAGCAGAAAGUUCUGGAAAUGGAAGGUAAACAUGAAACUGAGCUUCAAUCAAUAAAAGCAGAGAAGCUGGAGAUGCAGGACCUGUUGGUGAAGCAGAGUACAAUUAUUGGGGAACUGGAGAAGCAGCUGAAUGUAGCCACACAGAACAACAGUGUACUACAGAGCCAGCAGCUUUUAUUAAUGGAGACAGUUCACAAUCUGCUGAAUAUGGUUUCCCAUGGCAACGAAAUUCAACAGAUUGCCAAAGAUCAAGUUACAUUUAAAGACUGUGCUGAAGUGUACAAAUCAGGAUUUACUACAAGUGGAGUCUAUACGCUACAUAUCAUCAACACAACAGAAACAGUGAAGGGCUUUGGAGACCCCUCGGGUGAAUAUUGGCUCGGAAAUGAAUUUGUUCACCUUCUAACCAGCCAGUCUCCUCAUGUUCUCCGCAUUCAGCUGAAAGACUGGAAUGGAAAUGAAGCAUUUGCUACCUUUGACCAUUUCUUUCUGGGAAGUGAGGAGCAAAAAUAUCAGCUCCACAUAAAGGGUUACAGUGGAACAGCCGGGAGAACCAGCAGCCUCAGCCCCUCUGGUACAAAAUUUAGCACCAAGGAUGCUGACAAUGAUGAAUGUGGCUGUAAAUGCUCCCAGAUGGCAUCUGGAGGAUGGUGGUUUCAGGCCUGUGGCCCUUCUAACUUGAAUGGUAUGUAUUACUCAGGCGGGAUGAACACAAUUCGCUUUAAUGGGAUCAAGUGGCACUACUGGAAAGGUUCACAUUAUUCCCUCAAGUCCACCACAAUGAUGAUCCGGCCUGUAGCUUUCUGAGCAAUGCAUCGGCAUUGCUUUUCGGAGCAGCUCAUGGAAUUCACCAUCACAUGUACAGGAUAUUGUGCAUCCGCCGCAUAACCACUGAUAAAAGAUUUUUUUUUAAUUGUUUAGUGCACACUGGUGGGAUAUAAAUAUUAAAGGCUUCACCACCACAGCUAUAAACAUUCAGCCUGCAGUUUGCUACAAAAUAUUUUUUUUGAUAAAAGCUUUGCUGCAUUACUUCAGUGGUGAAAAGAUUGACAAGGACACUCUCGGCGGAAAGCUAGAAGGAGAAUAUUAAGUGACUUGCCAUUGAACUAGUUCAUGAAAAAGAAAAUCCCCUUGGGCCUUCUCCUGUUCAACUCGAAUGAUGCAAAGUAUGUGUUGCCCAUUGACAUAAUCUAGAUUCAGGGCAAAGUAUAUCUGAAAGUCUUCAUUCUUUGUCAGCUGCCUUCAAUGCUGUCUUCAAUACAUCAAGCUUCACAUCUACUUUCUCCUUCAGUAGCUUCUGAGGCAUAUGACCAUUGCAAAAGCAAACAAUAGUGUGAAGGUAACAUGUUUAAUUAUUUAACGUAAAGAAAGUAUCUUGUUGUGCUUCCCCAGUAAAUUCUUUGAGAGAAGAGAGAUCAUUGCAUAUUUACAUCAUUAUGUUUACCUGUCUAUUGGUCUUCCAUAUUUUUGAGGACAGCCUGUUUCUGGGUAGGCUAAGUUACUACGGCAGCCAACAUAUACAGUCUGUUCCAAAAAAAACUCCAAUUGUUUGUUGGCUAUUACUGCCUAUUUGCAUUCUAACAGAUGUUCUAUUUUCUGCAUGCCCAGCUGUUUGUAUCACUGCGCUUUUGACAUCUUUGUUUUUUUUUUCAUUAUAGUGAUGAUUAAAUCUGCUGUAUGUGGAAAGCCUGAUGCCAGACCUCUGUAUAAAAACAUGGUUAAAUAUCUUUCAGUGCAUGAAGCCUUGGUCACUUUAUUCUUUUGCAAUGAGUCUCUGUUGGACAAUUUACUGUGAAAGCUUCUACUGCAUGUAUUGGUACUGAGGAAGCCUAUCUAGUUCAACUGCGGUCCCGUUUUGAGAGAUCAUUGCUUUUGCAGUGCACAGCUGGUUCUAAAAUUGGUAAUUGUGCCUCUGACAAUUACUCGUUGCUCCUCACAUUCUCAUCAAUCAAAAAGCCAAAAACUGGGGGAAAGGGCGAAGGUUAUUAUCAUGAUCAAAAUAUGGAAUGAAAUUCAAACUUUCCCAAAAAAAUUUGGUUUCACUUGGGAUGGUUGCAUCUGGCUACACUCUCUUAAAUCAUUUAACUUUUGCUUGCAUACCAGCCCCUUUAUUGUUGCAACAAAUGUGGGCCACCUGUGGUUUUAGUAUAGUACUGUGAAUGUGGAAAAUACAUAAUUUUGACCGCUUAAGAGCACACAAAUUCUGAAUCGUCCUAAGUAGCAAAUCAAAAUAAUGCUCAUAAGACACUAAAGGCGAACAAGUACCUUUUGUAAGAGAGAAGGAACAAACAUUGCAUGAGAUCCAAGAUCUUUUGAUUUUAUUCUUUUGGUCAGUAAAAGUAAAAACAAACCUAUUUCUUCCAUAGAUAGUAGGAACUGUAGAUGCUGGAGAAUCUGAGAUAACAAGGUGUAG